Messenger RNA from Salvia hispanica, 2663 nucleotides. Its product is annotated as protein ROLLING AND ERECT LEAF 2-like. Lineage: Eukaryota; Viridiplantae; Streptophyta; Magnoliopsida; Lamiales; Lamiaceae. The record is from RefSeq and is a predicted model, not a curated record.
ACAGUAAUAAACAGAGAUUACUACGGCGGAGUCUGCCGGAGCUCAGAUUUGUUUAUUAACUGAAAAAUUACUGCUUUAUUCCACUUCUUUUUUCACUGCUUUAUUCCACUCCAACGUCGUCGUUUCCUGUGCUCUCCUUUGCUUCGUCUUCACACUCAUCCCAAUUUUGAUUCGCUCUACUGGAAAAAAAAAAAGAGGGGGAAAAAGCGCAAACAGUUGAUCUGCAUCCAUAAAACCCCCAAUCUCCUCCCCAAUUUCAGCCUUUUUUCACGCCGCAUUGCCUUUUUGUGUGUUUGGGCGGUGAUUCGACUCGCCGGAGAUCGCAAUGGGUUGCACGCAGUCGAAGAUCGAAAACGAAGAGACUGUCAACCGAUGCAAGGAGCGCAAGCAGUACAUGGAGCGCGCCGUCACGGCGAGGAACAAGUUCGCCGCCGCGCAUUCUGCUCACGUCAUGUCCUUGAAGAAUACCGGCGCCGCCCUCAGCGACUUCGCCCAGGGCGAGGCAAUUUACCCCUCCUCCACUGCCGCCGCUUCGCCCUCCGCCGCAAUCGGGAGUGCCGCCCCGCCUCCGCCCCCUCCCCUGCCUCACGCUUACGAGAAUUUCGCUCCUCCGCCACCUCCGCCGCUCGAUUCGUUCCCAAACAAUUCGCCGCUCCAGCGCGCCGCUACCAUGCCGGAAUUCGUGAUCCCCCGCCCCGGAAACAAUCACAAUCACGAGGAUCCAAUAAUGGAGGAAGAAAACGAAGAGGAUGACGAAUUGGAGAGUAGCCAUAGCUUGAAACGGCGUAGUAAGAGUAGUAAGAGUGCCGGUGGAGGUGGAAUCUCACCUCCUGAAGAUGCACAAGACAAGGUUUUGCAUCAGCAGCGGCCGCCUCCUCCGCCCUCGAAUUCGAUGUCUUGGGAUUACUUUUUCGGAACUGACAGCAUUCCAGGACCGACGCUAGCGGAUGUGGAGGAGAACAGUGUUGAGAGACAGGAGAUGGAAAGGAAUAUGCUUGCGGAAAGGGCAAGAAGAAAGGAAAUGGAGGAAAUAGCGAAGGCUGCUUCCAAAGCAGAGGCGGUGGAGAAGGUGAGUGAUCUUCCUCCACAGCCACCGCCACCAGAGGCUGCAAUGGCGGCAGUAAUGGCUGGGAAGAGAGCUAAACAAGUGGUUCUUCCGGCUGAGGGAAAGAAAAAGAGCGCGGCUAACGUGAGCCUCGUUCAGAUAUUUGUUGAUCUUGAUGAUUGUUUUCUUAAGGCUUCUGAAAGUGCACAUGAUGUUUCUCGGAUGCUCGAGGCAACUCGCUUGCAUUAUCACUCAAAUUUUGCCGAUAAAAGAGGGAAUAUUAAUCAUUCAGAAAGAGUGAUGCGUGUUAUUACUUGGAAUCGGUCCUUUAGAGGUUUGGCAAAUCCUGAUGAUGGAUUAGAUGAUUUUGAUUCGGAGGAGCAUGAAACUCAUGCAACAGUGUUGGACAAGAUGCUGGCAUGGGAGAAAAAGCUUUAUGAUGAAGUGAAGGCAGGAGAACAGAUGAAACUUGAAUAUCAAAGAAAGGUGGCCUCAUUGAAUAAGUUAAAGAAACGCAGUUCAAACACAGAUGGAUUGGAGAGAAUGAAGGCAUCGGUUAGCCAUCUGCAUACUAGAUAUAUAGUCGACAUGCAGUCCAUGGAUUCCACUGUUUCAGAAAUUAAUCGUCUACGUGAUGAACAACUCUAUCCAAAACUUGUUGCCCUUGUUGAUGCGAUGGCUACAAUGUGGGAGACAAUCAGAAGACACAAUGAGAACCAAUCCAAGAUUGUUCAAGCAUUGAGGUAUCUCGACAUCUCCCAAGCCCCAAAAGAAACGACUGAACACCACCAUGAGCGCACGCGCCAGUUAGGUGGUGUGGUUCAGGAAUGGUUUACAAAUUUCAGUGAACUCAUGGACCAGCAAAAGGAAUAUAUCAAAGCACUCAACUUCUGGUUGAAGCUAAACCUCGUUCCAAUAGACACAAACUGGAAGGAGAAAGUCUCAUCUCCCGGCCGACCUCAAAACCCCCCUAUUCAGACGCUCCUCCAAGCCUGGCAAGAAUACCUAGACAAGCUCCCCGAUGAGCCAGCAAGAGCGACCAUCAACAACUUUGCAGCCACAAUAAAGACUAUAUGGCAGUAUCAAGUGGAGGAGCUCGACUACAAAAACAAAUGUGCAGAAGCCAGAAAGGACCUCAUCAGAAAAACCCGAGAAUUUGAGAGUUGGUACAACAAGCAAAUGCAGAAGAGAUCACCCGCUGAUGACAUGGAUCCAGAGAGGGCAAUGGAUCAGAAUCACAUUGCUGAUAGGCAGCUCGCAGUUGAAGCUGCAAAGCAGAAAUUGGAGGACGCGGAAGAAUAUUAUCAGAAGCAAUGCAUUCAUGUUAGAGAUAAGUCCCUCAUGAGUCUGAAGAGCCAAUUGCCCGAACUCUUUAGGGCGCUGUCUGAUUUUUCUCUCGUCUCCUCGGAUAUGUACAGUCAUUUGAGUGGCAUUGCGCAUUCGCGCAGCAGGAAUGGGGUAUCCUAACGACGACUUCGCCUCUUUCUUUCUGCUGUGAGCUCCCUUCCUGCACGUGUAACUUUUCCUCAUGUAUUUUACAAAUAAUUAACCACUUAGAUGUGUUUUGUUGUGGAAUAUUGUUACAUCCUAUUUAUUUACUCCUUGAGUGUAUAGCCAA